Gaeumannomyces tritici R3-111a-1 is the source of this 1206-nucleotide messenger RNA. Its product is annotated as 3-hydroxyanthranilate 3,4-dioxygenase. Gene Ontology annotation, molecular function: 3-hydroxyanthranilate 3,4-dioxygenase activity; iron ion binding. The transcript has 3 exons. The coding region runs from base 523 to 1065 and encodes 180 amino acids. Lineage: Eukaryota; Fungi; Ascomycota; Sordariomycetes; Magnaporthales; Magnaporthaceae. The record is from RefSeq and is a predicted model, not a curated record. Gene Ontology annotation, biological process: 'de novo' NAD+ biosynthetic process from L-tryptophan; quinolinate metabolic process. Gene Ontology annotation, cellular component: cytoplasm.
AAGAGAAACAGCUACAGAUAUCAAUCUGCUAAUGUAGCACGUUUUUCUGCGGUAAAGGUCUCGCAUUGGGAAGGGUCAAUAUCCACAGCAAGACAAUGCUUGGACACAGAUUUUAUUGAAAGGACCAGACAGCACUAAUGCGGGCAGGCAGUUGAGCAAAAUAAGGUGCUAUAGUAACACAGACGUUGAACCACAGCACCUAGCGCCAGGCUUUUACAUCGUCCCAUGAAACCGGCGAUUGAGCUAAUAACAUUACUCAGAACUUACGUCAAAAGGUAUCUUUCGGCUCAAAGGGGGAUUUUCCUUGCCGAGAGAACCGUUUUCCAUCCCGUCUCACUCGGACCGGGGGAUCCGGGUUGGUUAAGUGACUGCCCAAAAAGUCCCGCACCAUCUCUCAUCGCCCAAGACUUCCACUUUUGAGAGGCCAUCGGCAACUCUAGCGUGCUGCAGCCACUACUGAGUGGCCGAAAGCACCACCACGCCUGCACACCCCCAGGCCCAUCAUCUCGAAGGAAUCCAACCAUGCUGGCACCGCCGAUAAACUUGCCCAAGUGGCUAGAGGAAAACUCUCAUCUCCUCAAGCCACCCAUCAACAACUACUGCGUCUACAAUGGGGACUUCACGGUUAUGAUCGUCGGAGGCCCCAACGCCCGCACUGACUACCACAUCAACCAGACGCCCGAGUGGUUCUACCAGUACCGGGGCGCCAUGGUGCUCAAGGUAGUCGACGACGGCAUCUUCCGGGACGUCGUCAUCCGCGAGGGCGACAUGUUCCUGCUGCCGGGCAACACGCCGCACAACCCGGUCCGCUUCGCCGACACGGUCGGCGUGGUGCUGGAGCAGCGCCGCCCCGCAGAGUCGGUCGACCGCAUGCGCUGGUACUGCCAGUCCUGCCGCGCCGUCGUGCAUGAGGCCGCCUUCCACUGCACCGACCUCGGCACGCAGAUCAAGGCCGCCGUCGAGGCCUUCAAGGCCGACGGCGCCGUCCGCACCUGCAAGUCGUGCGGCGAGGUUGCCGACUGGUGCCCGAAGCCUGGCUCCAUCCAGGAUCCAAACAAGGAGUAAGCUGGACUCCCUUGUCCUGGGUUGGCAGCUUUCCCUUUCUCUCCGGUAUAUGGCGGUUUCUUGUAUCUGUUUUCCCCAGCUUUCUUUUUGUCCUAGAUACAAAUAUCCAACUCUAUUUACAAGUAAACCCCGAGACCCCUG